CAAUACAUAUUUGACAAUAUUAAUUAUUGGAGAGGAAGCUGCUCUUUCAACACGAUAAUGCCAGUUGUCCGAGGAUGGUAUACCUACAGCUUUGCUAUAAAUCCACCCCAACCAAAUUUUUUCGCAGGAACCAUUGAAGUAGUGCCUCCAGGAGAACCUCACCACGAUUGUCCAGAAGUUGUAAAUGAACAAUCUACAGUCAGCUGCAAAUGCACCUCCUUAAACCCAGGAACGCCACCAGCGGAAAUUGUUUGGGAUGGAAUGUUUGAUAAUAGUAAUACUUUACUUAUUCAAACUGUGGAACAGCAAAGUACAGUCAACAGUUAUACAUGUCGACUGACAUGGGGUCCAAAAGGAUUUAUCAACCGAACAGUUGUUUAUACCUUUAAAAUAGUAGGUCCUGUCACUUCUGGUACCACAGACACUGUCAUAUCUGGCACCACAGCCACUGUCAUCUCUGGCACCACAGGCACUCUCAUCUCUGGCACCACAGGCACUGCCACUUCUGGAACGACAGGCACUGUCAUAUCUGGCACCACAGGUCCUGUCACUUCUGGCACAAUAGGCACUGUCAUCUCUGGGACCACAGGUACUGCCACUCCUGGAACUACAGGUACUGCCACUUCUGGCACAACAGCCACUGUCAUAUCUGGCACCAAAGAAAACAAACCUAGUGCUGGGUCGGCAGUUCUAAUAGGAACAACUGUGGGUGUUCUUGCUGCUCUGGUUAUUAUCAUUUUCAUUAUAUUGAUGAUCAUACGUCUAAAAUGUCCAGUAUACUGCAAGGCGAAAAGGCCUUUUAGCGAAGAACACACUUACGACGACAUCGCAGAUGUUGAACAAAGUCCACACUAUGACAGACUCACAAGACAAGAGACAGGUGAACAUCACUACGAGACUGCUGCCAAUGGAGGCGGGAAUUGUUCUCAAACUGCAGAUGGAGUGUUUGUUGUACCUGCAACAUAUUUGACAGUUUGCAGUCCUGAGAGAUAGCACAUGGCUGCUCUACACAGCCACAGUACAUAUGCCUGACAACUUUUGUAUGUUCUUAAGGAAAUAAAAGUUUUCUUGAUUCUUUCUGUGUUUAU
Molecule: messenger RNA, 1088 nt
Organism: Pomacea canaliculata
Lineage: Eukaryota; Metazoa; Mollusca; Gastropoda; Architaenioglossa; Ampullariidae
Product: galactose-specific cell agglutination protein gsf2-like
Exons: 7
Coding region: 58-993 (311 amino acids)
Source: RefSeq, a predicted model, not a curated record